This is a messenger RNA of Coregonus sp. 'balchen', 3897 nucleotides long. The record is from the annotation of a GenBank genome assembly. NCBI's taxonomy places the organism in Eukaryota, Metazoa, Chordata, Actinopteri, Salmoniformes, Salmonidae.
GUUUUCCAUCUCCGCCAGUUUUAUUCCACCACCGCAAACCACGACACGUCCCCACACCAGAGAGCUUGUUUGGAUAUGGGACUAUUACAUUUGCCCCUCUGAAUUUAUUAAAAGUCAUAUUGCUGUUUCGAUUCGCGUAUUUGAAACCCGUUUACGCAGAGAGAAUGGGGUGCUGUUCAGGACGAUGUAUGCUGAUCUUCUUCUGCACUCUCCAAUUGGUGAGAUCAUUCUUCUGUGAUGAUGCUAUCUCUAUACAUACUUUCAAAACACACCUGCUACCAUUGCCUUGCUUUACUUCUUCUCUUCAAUGAUCACUGACACUUCUGCUGGUUGAUGUUGUUGAAAUUGUAAACCGGUAUUGUUUAUUUUUUCAGAAUGAGGAAACGUGGUAGGUUAAUUUUGCAAUUUGAGAUAUUAACAUGUGUAAAUUAUAGCUAGUUCCCACGACUCACGAAACCCAAGUCAAAGACUCUCUUAUUUCCAUAUCCAACUAAAUUGAAUUAAACAAUUUUGUAGUAUAAUUAUGUAGCCUGAUAGUUGGACACAUAGCUUAUAGUUGGACACAUAGCUUAUAUUUGUGUGCUGAGAAAAACAAAUGUAAGUUGAUUAAUAUUAUAUAAAUAUUACGUAUCAAUCAAACAUCAAUUGAUAUACAUUUUUAACUAGCCACGAUGUUUUAUAUUCAUGCUAAUUUAUUGAGUGUUGUUAGAGUACAAAAUAUUCAUGUUUAUCUUGCUAGUAUGAGUUGCCUAUGGGGAAAGGGAGCCAACCCCCACUCUGUCUGAACCUCAGACUUUGUCCCCGCCCCUUCUUCUCACCCUGCCCCCCUUUUGAGUGAUUGAGAAGGCGACCUCAGAGGACAGAACUCAUAUCCCUGCUCUGCCCCUCUCCAUGCAACAUGCUUUGUCCCCCGUGGCUCAGUUACCUUGACAACCCAGAGAGAGCAGUCAGCAUGGGGGAAAAAUAUGUGCAGUGGAUUCUUUAUAGGGUAUAUAGGAGGGAAAUACCCAUGUAACAGGUCACAACACCAUCAUCCAUCUCUCAUCGAUUCAGAACCAACUGUUUAGAUUAGAAUCUCUGAAGAGUCUGGACCCAGUGAGUGGAUGACUUGAUAAGAUGCUUUAUCAUGCAUAAUACAUGUAAUAGAGUUUCUUAACCCCCCCCCCCCCCCCCCCCCCCCCCAUCUCUUUCUCCCUCUCCUGCUCUCUCCCUUUGACACCCCAGAUGACAGCAUUGGAGAGGCAGGCUUUUGACUUCCUUGGGUACCAGUGGGCUCCCAUCAUUGUCAACUUCCUGCACAUAAUUAUGGUUAUCCUCGGCCUCUUUGGCACCAUUCAGUACAGACCACGCUAUGUUGUUCUAGUAAGUCACAUCUAGGCCACACUACUUUUGUGUUAAUCUGCCCCCACCUUGUAAUCAACAUGGAUAAUUCAAUGAAAUGUGUCAAUUCUUCAUAGAAGAAUGGAACUGUGUUGAAGGCAAAUCCAUUUGUAUAACUAUUGUGGAACAGCAUUGGCCACUGUUUCAAUUGCGUCAUGUAUAAUGAUUUUCCUCCAUACAAAUAGAUAGACAUCAUGUGUCUAAAAUGCUCAUCAAAUAUAUUUUCAUCCCUCAGUACCUGCUGUGGACAUUACUGUGGGUGGCGUGGAAUAUCUUUGUGAGCUGUCUCUACUUGGACCUGGGAGGCCUUUCCAAGGUAUUGGUCACUAAUAUUCAGUCCCACCAUCAACUAGCCUAAUAUAUUUGCUUUGCCUUGAAUUGUGUGUUCUUUUGGCACUGAAUCAAUCAGUCUCUUUUUUCCCAAACAAUUACAUACCAUAAACAUGUUAUCAUGAACAACACAUAUGCUGUGUCACUGCAGGAGAGCGAACUGCUUUCUCUGGGUGUAUCCUCACACUCUUCAUGGUGGAAAGACAAUGGUCCAGGCUGUGAUGACAGGGACCUUCCUGCCACUAGAUGGCAGAGUCUGGAGAGCCCAGAACUCAUCUCUGCUCUGGGAUGCUGGCUGGAAUAUCAAUACAUAGAGGUCCUGCACUGCAUCGUACAACUCCUAAUCUCUGUGAGUUCUCUCUCUCAGGAGAGGUGAAAAAACCUGUAACAUUAUAAAAUGUAAAACAUUUCUCACCAGAAUUCAAGUGUCUCUGACUGCUUUCAACACCCUCCCCAGAGUUCACCUAGAAUAUGUAUUUUGUAACACUCUCACCAGAAUAUCCUGAAACACUGAAAUGGAUCCACAAAGACAUUCUAUUCAUUCACAAUUCUGACAGAUUCCAGUGUAACUACAUCUAAAUCGCAUUGAGAACAGACCACAGAUGUAGAGAGCAAGGGUAAGGCAAGAGGAAGAGAGGAAGCAGAGUAGGGCUGGAAGGAGGGUGAGGAAGAAAAAGAGAGGCCGGAAUAUCAGCGUGUGUGUGGGAGUUCUGUGGCAGGUGCUUGAAGGAGCUGAAAAGCUGCUGAUGAGAAGAGGCUGUCAUUUCCAGAGCCAGGUUCCCAGAGCUGCUGCCUUGCUGUCUCUGUCUGUCCACCUCCUCCUCCCCACCUAUUUCUCUCCCUUUCUCUCUCAGAAAUAAAUUCAGUACGUACCAAUGUGGUGUUCUUCAUUGUAAUGUAAUGUUGAACUUGUGGUCUCUGUGUUUGUGCCUACAGCUCUUGGGAUUCGUCUACGCCUGCUAUGUGGUCAGCACCUUCACAGAGGAGGAGGACAGCUGUAGGUGAAUUUUCAAAGUGCAUUUUACACAUGGUUACAACAAACAAGAAAACACACAAUUUAACACACAUACUGGAGCAGAUACUAAAGCAUUAAGUCACAGCCACAUAAAUGUAAUACUGUCAAGGCACCCCCCCCCCCACACACACACACUUUUUACUUAUUGUAAUCAUUAUACCCUUUUAAUUUGGUUCAAACUGUCUAGAGCUUAAAAGCUUCCAUCGAAAAAGUACAUUGAUCAAGUUAGUGUUGCAUCAUUAUAUAUUUAUUCAUAUAAUUCUGUUUUCUUUUUCAGUUAAUUUUAUUGGUGGGGUUCAUUAUCCAUCUAAACCGUCACCGUUGUACUUAUAGUGUUCAGAAUUGGGCUGUAAGUACCAUUACUUUCUCAGGGGGAACAAAAUCAUACAUAUUCGGCACAAACAGUGUCAUCCCAGACCAUACACACGUACAUGUGUUUUUAUAUUGUAGUACACUCUUAGAAAAAAGGGUUAUUCGGCUGUCCCCAUAGGAUAACCAUUUUUGGUUCCAGGUAGAACCCUUUUGGGAUUCCAGAUAGAACCCUCUGUGGAAUGGGUUCACCAUUUUACCCGAAAAGGGUUCUACCUGGAACCAAAAGGGUUCCUCAAAGGGUUCUCCUAUGGGGACAGCCGAAUAACCCUUUUACUGUAGGUACUAGGUAGCACCUUUUUUUCUGAGUGUAUUCAAUAUGUUUCUGUAUGAGACUGUGCAGUUACCUUAUUAUCUCGCUAUCAUGUUUUGUUUUACAGACUAUAAGUAAAGGGUUGCAAGUGGGUUGAAAAUGACUGACAGGCAAGGAGGGCAGAAGAGGUACAAGAGAUUGGAAUACUUACUUUGGAAGAGUGAGAUCACAUCUCCAGUCAGUGAAACAGAAGACAUUCCCACAAUGGUCACAAAACAUAAUUCCUCUGCCUACCAGCACUCUUAAUGAAUACUAAAGUAAACCAGCAGGAGUUCUCUGUUCAGUGCAGUUAUGGUCAAUACUAACUUAAUCCCAGAUCUGCAGAGGUGGAAAGAGUACUGAAAUAUCCUACUCAAGUAGAAGUACUGUUACUUUAAUGACAUUUUAUUCAAGUAGAUGUAAAAUUACUGGUGUAAAAAAACUACUCAAGUAAAAAAGUAGCUAAUUUAAAAAGUACUCAGAGUAAAAAUAAAUGAGUUACUUUUCAAAU